AUGGCAGUGAGAACAAAAUCUUAUAUUGAUUUCUUCACCAAAGCUCAAUUCCUAGUGAACGAGCCAUCAUCUCCAUCUCACUGUCAUCACAGAUUCUCAGAGAUUCUCCUUGAACCUGGACAAGAGACUAUAGCAGCAAUCCUUGAAUCUGCAAUCCUUUCAAAGAAGUCUGAUCUCAAAGCCCUUCUCUUCAAUUACUUUGAAAUUAGUGCUGAGGCCUCCAAAAUCUGCAGCCACCUACUCAAAAGCAUCAACCAAGUUCAAUCCAACUACAAGUUCAUUCAACAAGUUCUUGACACCAUUGAUGACUCAGCUUGUGGUUUGGUUGCUAUAACUGCUAUGGUCCUAGCAGCACAUACACUCAGUGCACUUCUCUUGGGACCUGCGAUUUUCGUGUUACCUGUAAAGCCAUUAAAGAAGAAACUGCUCAAUUUUAGGUUUUUCAGAAGUGGGUUUCUGAGGAAAAUUGGAAAACAACUUGAUGUAGCAGCUAAGGGCACUUAUAUUUUGAAUAGGGAUUUUGACACAAUGAGCAGACUUGUGUCUCGCCUUCAUGAUGAGAUUGAACACAAUAAGGCAAUGGUACAGUUCUGUUUGGAGAGAAGUGAAGAUAAAUUGUCUCUGCAGGUAUUGAAGGAGCUGAAGAAGAGUGAUUUUGGGCUCAGGAAACAAGUAGAAGAGCUUGAAGAGCAUGUGUAUUUGUGCCUUAUGACAAUUAACAAGACUAGAGCUUUGGUGAUUAAGGAAAUCUCAACAUCUUGUGUAGAAGAUUUACCACAGUAG
This is a messenger RNA of Ilex paraguariensis (yerba mate), 783 nucleotides long. NCBI's taxonomy places the organism in Eukaryota, Viridiplantae, Streptophyta, Magnoliopsida, Aquifoliales, Aquifoliaceae. The record is from the annotation of a GenBank genome assembly.